This is a messenger RNA of Cloeon dipterum, 1257 nucleotides long. Its product is annotated as putative ankyrin repeat protein RF_0381. The record is from RefSeq and is a predicted model, not a curated record. Gene Ontology annotation, biological process: positive regulation of transcription by RNA polymerase II. Gene Ontology annotation, cellular component: nucleus. The coding region runs from base 1 to 1257 and encodes 418 amino acids. The transcript is spliced from 3 exons. NCBI's taxonomy places the organism in Eukaryota, Metazoa, Arthropoda, Insecta, Ephemeroptera, Baetidae. Gene Ontology annotation, molecular function: protein binding; transcription cis-regulatory region binding.
AUGGAAUCCAACAAGAAAACCCCAAAAGAAACUGACCAAACUCCCGACUCAGAGUAUGAGAAAAGAUUGGAAUUCAACGAGUUAACUCGCUUGGAUGAAAAACUGAAUUUCAUAGAAAAGAACAGGGGGGAAAUUCCUCCAUUUCUUUUCGCGGCGAAAUACGCAGAUGAGGAGGUUUGCCGGCAGCUCAUCGCAGAUGGCGCUGACGUUUCCAAAAUCUUAGACAAAAAUGGCGCCAACGCCUUGCACUACGUCGGCAUGAACACCUCUGGGUUGGAACUCGUAGAAUUGUUCCACGGACACGGUGCAAAAAUCAACGAUAAGGACAAGAAUAAAAAAAUUCCACUCGAAUACGCUCUUCAGAUGAGAAAUUUCGAAGUUUCUCUCAAAUUGUUCGAGCUUCUGAAGCAGGAAAUCGAUUACAACGGAAAUAUUCUGGACUGGUGCAUCGAUAUGAAUGCUUUAGAUUUCUGCAAAUAUGUAGCGGUGGAGCGUGCUGACGAGAAAUUGUGCCAGUGGCUUUUCAAAGAAUGCCUGGCCAACGUGGACCUGGACAGCGACCAAUCCUCAAACUGGAAGGAAGAGAUUUUGUUCGCCGCCACCAGAAACUUGAAGCACGGAGAGAAAAUCACACGCUUCCUGCUGGAAAAUUACAAAAUCAACGUUGAGGAGAGGAGCUUGUUUUUGCACCACACGCCCUACAGCCACGCCAUGGCGACGGGAAACAGAGGCGUCGCCUUUGCUUUGCUAAUACAUGGCGCUAUCAUGGAAGUGGACAUCGAUCCGGAAACUGCGUGGCAAAUCUACAGAAACAGGGCAAAUGAGGAGGAGACACGCGAGUCUAGUUCGAUCAGAAGCAGUCGUUAUCCAAACGAUAUUGGAAGGGACCAAAAUUUGCUGCAAGUCGCACUCGAACAGAAAUGUAUGCCCUUAGUAGGAAAGUUGUUCGAGUUGAAUUUCGACGAGAAGAUGAACAAAAUAAACUACCUGCACUUUUGUGUGGUGAAGAACAAUUUGGAAAGUGCGAAGCUCGUUCACUCGAGAAACAAGGAUCUGAUAAAAGAAAUGGGGCAAGAUGGGAAAUACGUCCUGCAUCUGGCCGCGGAGCAUGCCGACCUGGACAUGUGUCAGUGGCUGAUCAACCAAGGGGCUGACCUUGAGGCCCUGACCUCGGACGGAAGGUCCGUGCUGGACUUCGCGGCCAGCCAAGAAGUUAAGAAUUUAUUCCACGCCGUACAAAUGUCAAAAGAAAUUUAA